Molecule: messenger RNA, 1920 nt
Organism: Grammomys surdaster
Lineage: Eukaryota; Metazoa; Chordata; Mammalia; Rodentia; Muridae
Product: cytochrome P450 3A11-like
Exons: 9
Coding region: 17-1192 (391 amino acids)
Biological process (GO): steroid metabolic process; oxidative demethylation
Molecular function (GO): testosterone 6-beta-hydroxylase activity; heme binding; oxidoreductase activity, acting on paired donors, with incorporation or reduction of molecular oxygen
Source: RefSeq, a predicted model, not a curated record
UGGUCCAGUGGGGAUUAUGAAUAAAUCCGUCACUAUAUCUAAGGAUGAGGAAUGGAAGAGAUACAGAGCCUUGUUGUCCCCCACGUUCACCAGUGGAAAACUCAAGGAGAUGUUCCCUAUCAUCGAGCAGUAUGGAGACAUUUUGGUAAAAUACUUGAGGCGAGAGGCAGAGAAAGGGAAGCCUGUUUCUGUGAGAGAAGUGUUAGGUGCCUACAGCAUGGAUGUGAUCACCAGCACGACAUUUGGAGUGAAUAUUGAUUCCCUCAACAACCCAAAGGAUCCUUUUGUGGAGAAAGCCAAGAAGCUCUUAAGAGUGGAUUUUUUUGAUCCAUUGAUCUUGUCAGCAGUACUCUUUCCAUUCCUUAUCCCAAUAUAUGAAAUGUUAAAUAUCUCUAUGUUCCAUAAGGAUUCAAUAGCAUUUUUCAAAAAAUUUGUGGACAGAAUGAAGGAAAACCGCAUGGAUUCUAAGCAGAAGCACCGAGUAGAUCUUUUCCAGCUGAUGAUGAAUGCUCAUAAUAAUUCCAAAGACAAAGAGUCUCAUCAAGCCCUGUCUGACACGGAGAUCACAGCCCAGUCAGUAAUCUUUAUUUUUGCUGGCUAUGAAACCACCAGCAUCACACUUUCCUUCGUCCUGUAUUCCCUGGCCACUCACCCUGAUAUCCAGAAGAAACUGCAGGAGGAGAUUGACAGGGCUCUGCCCAAUAAGGCACCAGCCAACUAUGAUAUAGUGAUGGAAAUGGAGUACCUGGAUAUGGUACUGAAUGAAACCCUCAGAGUAUACCCAAUUGCUAAUAGACUUGAGAGAGUCUGUAAAAAGGAUGUUGAAAUUGAUGGUGUGUUUAUGCCCAAAGGGUCAACAGUGAUGAUUCCUACUUAUGCUCUUCACCAUGACCCACAGCACUGGCCAGAGCCUGAGGAAUUCUGCCCCGAAAGGUUCAGGAAGGAGAACAAGGGCAGCAUUGAUCCUUAUGUAUAUCUGCCCUUUGGAAAUGGACCCAGAAACUGCAUUGGCAUGAGGUUUGCUCUCAUGAAUAUGAAACUCGCUCUCACUAAAAUUCUGCAGAACUUCUCCUUCCAGCCUUGUAAAGAAACACAGAUACCUGUGAAAUUAAGCAGAGAAGGACUUCUUCAACCAGCAAAACCCAUUGUUCUAAAGGUUGUGCCAAGAGAUGCAGUCAUAACUGGAGCAUGACUUUCCCCUCAAGGAGUUCUAUUGGAUUCUUCAGAAAGUACAUUGAACCCUUUAAUUUAUCUCAUGAAUGAAUUCCAGAUAAAAUGGGGCUUAAUUGACUGUCUUGACUCGUGGUUACAGAUUCAUUACAUCCAUUGAUCUUUCUCCAUGUCUAUCCAAAUUACAAUCUAAUAUAAAGGAGAUGACAAGUCAGUGACAGAACAGAAAAUUCACCUUCACUUCUUGUGGGACCAUCUCUAUCCACAUUUGAAUGUCUCUGUUAAUUUCUUUUGAUGGUAACCAUGUUUCUGUAAUUUGGUCAAUAAUUUUUUGAAGAAAAGGUGAACUAUUGUGACAUCUCUAAUUGUACAAUUGGUAUCAGAUGUUUUAGUUGCAAUAUUCUACACUAAAAGUCCUGUCCCUGUCUCCUUUCCCAACCAUUGGCUGUUGACAACUUUAUUUGCCAAUCAAAGCCAACUGGGGGCAGGUUUCCUUUAACCUAUAUGUGGGACUCUACAAACAGUUUUUGAGGUAUUAUGAUUAGCAUAAGAACACAAGCUGCUACAUUCUCCCUAUUUUGUUCACUAAAGGCCUUGUCUUUCAGAUAUACACAGAACAUAAUUAUAACAGUUUUGUAAACUAUGAGGUAUGAUAUACAGUAAUAACAUACAGUCUAUCAAUCUUGUCAAUGUGGGUAUAUUGUUCUAACAUCUAUCUUACAUUAAAGAGAUUUCAAUUCUAUAAGUGAA